Priapulus caudatus is the source of this 2803-nucleotide messenger RNA. RefSeq names its product sorting nexin-12-like. The record is from RefSeq and is a predicted model, not a curated record. Gene Ontology annotation, molecular function: phosphatidylinositol-3-phosphate binding. The coding region runs from base 9 to 494 and encodes 161 amino acids. The transcript has 4 exons. Gene Ontology annotation, cellular component: retromer complex; early endosome membrane. Lineage: Eukaryota; Metazoa; Priapulida; Priapulimorpha; Priapulimorphida; Priapulidae. Gene Ontology annotation, biological process: late endosome to Golgi transport; endocytic recycling.
CAAUAAUCAUGGCGGACGCCGAAGCUACAAAACGUCUAUCAUCUAAGAAACAAACCUUAGACGAUGCGUAUGCGGCACCGGCGAAUUUUUUAGAAAUAGACAUUUGCAACCCACAAACGCAUGGUAUCGGUAGGACGAGAUAUUCAGACUACGAAGUGCGCAUGAAGACAAAUCUGCCUGUGUUCAAACUAAAGGAAUCUUGUAUAAGACGACGAUACAGUGACUUUGAAUGGCUCAGAAAUGAACUAGAACGAGAUAGCAAGAUUGUAGUUCCACCAUUGCCUGGCAAAGCAUGGAAAAGGCAGCUUCCAUUUCGACAUGAUGAGGGAAUUUUUGAGGAUGAGUUCAUCGAGGAACGAAAGAAGGGUCUCGAGGUUUUUAUUAACAAGAUUGCUGGUCAUCCCCUCGCUCAGAAUGAGCGCUGCUUGCACAUGUUCCUGCAGGAUGCCGUCAUAGACAAGAACUAUGUUCCAGGCAAGGUGAGAAGCGUGUGACACUCCGGCCGGCGGCAGCGGCGGCGGCGAGUCUGCCACGCGGGGUUGUAGUGCGCACGUGAAACAAGUGACCGGGCGUCGGCGCAACGGUUUCCGAGCGAUGGGGGCAACGUUUGUAUUCGUUGCUGUCCCCCAUUCUGCGCGGGCUGCCCACCACAGAAAACGCCACCUGUGUUCCCGUUCUAUCUGGCUGGCACCGUGGUGGCGCCCCCUGCUGCACGCGGCGGAAUGCAAGAAUAACGAUUGCGGCGCGUACGGCGCUGCUCCGCUGCCUGACGAGGGGGUGCCCCCUGGUGGCAUCACAUUAAAUCAAUGGGCGGCAGAUGUGCAUUCUGCCCCUGCCUAUCAUUGUAACCUAGGUGACACUCAUGGUGUGUGGCCGUGACUACCUUCAGUGUCUCCGUCGUCCUAGUGCUCGUUCUAUUGUUAGAAAAGCGUCUGUUCUCUCCAUGAUGAUUACCGGCGCCACCUGGUGAGAGCUGCAGUUAUUUACGUAGCGCAGCAUGGCGUGUGCGCUGCAGCGUGGUGUUAACUGUGUGUGUGCGCGCCCAUGUCACUAUUUUGUGUCUGAGGAUACACUUAAUCAGCGUCACGGUCUCUGUUUCGUCGUCCUAUUGAAGGACAACGCAGUAUUAAUGUUAGCAAUCACCGUGUAAUGUAUUAAUUGGCAACUAGUUUCGUUUUGGGGAAGCUGUUGUGUAGCAUAUUAAUUUCGAGCAGGCGGACAUCUUCGUUGCCUCGAUCCUCAGUUUACACUUCAACCAGGAGUUUGAGUUGCCUGUUAGCUUAUUACAUUUUUGCCAUCCAGACUAGAUUAUUUCGUCGAUGUACAGCAGUUUCGGUAUACUCUAGCCAGUUAGGAUUUGUUAUGUAUGUAAGCUAUAAAUCUGGGGCAUUACACCUGAAGCGGAUAGUAGAAGUUAUAUUAUCUGCAGCUGGUCAUGCUACGAGCGGGGAGUUAUUGAGACUAGUAUAGUCUAUUAACUUAGCCGUACGAAUAGCGCAGCAGGUGUUACUGGCAGAUUUAGAUAUCUGGCAUUUUUUCUUGUGCUCCCAAAACCUGUCUGUGAGGCGCUAUCCAACACCUAACCAUGGAUGCAAACAAUUUGCCGCUAUGACCCGUAACCUUUGUCGCUGUGAUUUCGUCGCUUUUACGUUUUAGCGAAGGUUGGUUUGAUUUUUCAGCACACCGACUGAAUCCAUGCAUAGAACUUGAAUAAGUUGCAGCUAAUCGGCAUUGCAAGUACAGUUGUCUGGGAUAGCAGGAUGACGUGUAACAUUCAUGUGCUCGAAAGCAGUGAAACUGUGGCAUUUUUUUUCUAAAAAAUGAAAAAAGUUUAUUUGGACUCGUUGAAGUAGCACAUGCCUUUCUAUAAUAGCCAAUAGUUCAAUUCUUGGAAAUAAGUUAGGAAAACCCCAGCCUGUCUUGAUAUUGAAAGUGUUCAUUUCUACUAUAUAACCUCUAGUAAAAUCCAUGAAAAUAAAGUCUAGUAAACCCCUACUCAAAGGUUGGCUGUCCCGGACCCAGGGGACAAUCUGUCCUAAACAUUAUGGCGAGCUGCAUCUUAACACAAAAGAUAAGAUCUGAAGAGCAAAUCAAGGCGGUUGUUGUACACUUGUUAAAUUGGUGUUUUUCGAUUAAACUAUCGAUGGAUUGACGGUAAGUCGCGCCCACACGCGCACAUACACAUACUGAAUAUUUGUUAUUGUGGGUGUGCAGUAUUCCUAUCGCGUGUGGAAAUGGUAUAUUUGGAUUGCGAUUCCCAAUUUGGUCUCUUAACAUCGCUUAGUAUUAUGAAGUAAGACAAAACCAAUGCUGUGUGUGAAAAUUGUUUUGGCGAUCAAACAGAAGCUAGAUCGUUGUUGGUUUAGGCUAAAUGCUAUUCUUAUAUACAUAUAUAGACAUAUAGACAUUUAUAUAUAUACACACACAUAUAUAUAUAUAUAUAUAAUUUGGUCUGUGUUUUUUAUGGAAUGUCACGGGAAGAUGAAUGUGAUUAAAAUGCUACUGUUAUAUAUAUAUUAGGAAUUGCAUCACAGCUAUCAGCUGUGUUUAUUGUGUGUAAAAAGUUUUCUAUGGCAAAGCUUUCUAUUGACCGGCACCUUUCCCGGUGUCUAGCGGACAAAUCAUUGUUAACUACCCGUGUUAGGUACCGUUACGGUGGUGCGUGUGCUACCAAUCACCUACAGUAUAAACUGAUUUUGAAUCCAAUCGCCAUUAUGGCUUGCAAUUUCAUUGUUGCCGCAAAGGUCAGAAUGUGUUAAAAACAUUAUUUUCUUUGCAAAAAUAAAUCCAUGUUGUCGUUAAA